Molecule: messenger RNA, 1848 nt
Organism: Capsicum annuum
Lineage: Eukaryota; Viridiplantae; Streptophyta; Magnoliopsida; Solanales; Solanaceae
Product: ACT domain-containing protein ACR11
Exons: 10
Coding region: 749-1612 (287 amino acids)
Cellular component (GO): chloroplast thylakoid membrane; chloroplast stroma
Source: RefSeq, a predicted model, not a curated record
GUCCUUUUAAUUUAGAUAUUAUUUGUUAUUUUUUAUACUUCAAUUAUUGUUUUAUCUUAUGGAUCAGAUUCUCUACGAUAUUUUAUCAUUACUUUCUUUUUAUUCAUGAGCUAGGAGUCUAGUGGAAUAACCUCUCUACUUCUAUAAGAUCCGUCUACUCUUUCCCCUCUUGAGACUCACUUUAAGAGAUUAUAUUGAUCCACAUAACAAUUAUUUUUGAAGAGACCAAAUGAAUAACUUUCCCUUAUAAUUUAUUUUUCAUAAGAGGGUAAAUUUUUUUUUUUUACUUUUUUGAAAGAGAAAACUAAAAAGAUGAGAAGGUAGCUUUGAGGAUCAUUCAUAUCUUGCUCAUCCAUUCUUUUGCCUCGUCUUUCUCAAUACAAUUACAGCUUCACACUACAAAAAGGAUAGUAGAUAAAACUGAAGUAAAUUUCUAAGGCUCAGGUUUCAUCAAGAAAGACAAACAAGGCCCAUAAAGUUGUAACCUUCCACGUAGUAUAUUAUAAAGACAGCUCCCAUUUAUAAUGGCGGAUACUACUAGAACAACAAGCAAGAUUAUUGCUGCUUCUCUUAAAAAAAAUCACCUUGUUUUCUUCCUUUUCCAUUUGCGUGUUUCUUUUUAGUUCCUUCCUCUAGUUGUAUACUGUUUCAACAAGAAACCCAUAGUGAAAAAGACGCAAGUUUUUUUUUAUUACUGCUAGUUUUUGUUCAGUGUUCAUUCAUUUUCUUGAUAUUCUUGAAAACUGAAAUGGCUGUGCCUAUGGCUUCUUGUGGAAGCAUUUCUGGGGUUUAUGCUAACUUAAAUGCAAUUGAGAAAAUACCCAUUUCUUCAAGCCCAGGUCUCUUCAGGAGUUCUUUUGGUUUGGAUCAUGUACAGAAAAUAUGCCUUGUUCCCAAGAGAUUGGCUUUUUCUGAGAGUACAAUUAUUCCAAAAGCAUCCUCAACUGCAGCUGUUGAGGAUGGAAGUUCCCAAGAGACUGUCCCGACGCCCAAAGUCAUAAUAGAUUUGGAUUCGGAUCCAGAAUCAACUGUAGUGGAGGUUACCUUUGGUGAUCGGCUUGGGGCUCUUCUUGACACGAUGAGUGCGCUGAAAAAUCUUGGAUUGAAUGUUGUCAAGGCCAAUGUCUAUCUAGAUUCAUCAGGGAAGCACAAUAAAUUAUGCAUCACAAAUGCUUCUACAGGUAGAAAGGUCGAGGAUCCAGAGCUCCUUGAAGCAAUUCGAUUGACAAUUAUCAGCAAUUUGAUGGAGUUUCAUCCGGAAUCUAGCUCUCAGUUAGCUAUGGGUGAAGCCUUUGGUGCUUAUCAACCAGCUCAAAAGCUUGACGUGGACAUAGCAACCCAUAUCCAUAUCUAUGACGAUGGCCCUGAUCAAAGCUUACUGUGCGUAGAGGCAGCAGACCGGCCUGGAUUAAUAGUUGAUCUAGUCAAGAUCAUUACUGAAAUAAACAUUGACGUCAUAUCAGGAGAAUUUGACACUGAGGGACUGCUAGCUAAGGCAAAAUUUCAUGUAAACUACAAGAACAAAGCUCUCAUCAAGCCCCUUCAACAGGUUCUUGCAAACAGCCUGCGCUAUUACUUGAGGAGACCAACAACAGAAGAGUCGAGUUUCUGAUAGAGCGCAGCAUGAGAGGAUAAGACAAUCAAUUGGUUUAACCAUGCACUUUUUUAACUGUCACAGCAAAACUCAUGCAGAUACAUUCAUGAAAUCUAGAAAAUAUAGUUUCAUUACUGCUCUAACAUUGUAAAAUGCUACCAUCUAUACAUCGUCUUUGAAUAAUUGUUUCUCCAAAAUGGGAAGAGCCAUUUAUCACAGUAUCAAUUAAGGCUUAUCACAGCCCAAUUUCUUGA